Messenger RNA from Colletotrichum truncatum, 2826 nucleotides. Its product is annotated as adventurous gliding protein z. NCBI's taxonomy places the organism in Eukaryota, Fungi, Ascomycota, Sordariomycetes, Glomerellales, Glomerellaceae. Gene Ontology annotation, cellular component: Golgi apparatus. The record is from RefSeq and is a predicted model, not a curated record.
AUGGGCUCAGUUUUCUCGUCUCCGAAUAACGGUCAAGGCCACACCGACGGUGACCGAGCCGACCUUGAGCAGAAGAUCGCCGACCAAAAAGAAACCAUCACUGCCCUUGAGGAGGACCUCUCCAAGAAGGAGAAGCAGUACACAAUCCUCUCCGAGGAGGCAGAGGACCUCCGCCAGAAGGUUCAGGAGCUCAGCAAUGACUUGACAACUUCGCAGAAGGAUAGCCAGGCUAAGAUCAGCAGCCUCCAGUCUGAGCUUGCUGCCAGCAACGACAAGCUUGCCCAGCAGUCCCAGGCCGGCAACCAGGCCACCGCCGCCAACGCCCAGGAGCUCGAUGACGCCAAGAAGCAAUUGGCUCUCCUCCAGGAGCAGCUCGACAACGUCCAGAAGGAGAAGAAGACGCUGGAGGAAGAGCUCGCCGCUUUGAAGCAGGAGCUCGCCGAGGCCAAGCAGGAGCGCGAGGCUCUCGAGACUUCUCUCCGCGAGGAGCUCACCAAGCUGCGCACCCAGUUGACCGACGCCGAGCAGGCCCAGACCACUCUUCAGCAGGCCCUUGACAAGCUCAAGGCCGAUGCUGAUGCGACGAACAAGACGCUCACCGAAAAGACCGAGGCUCUGUCCACUCUGGAAGGCAAGCUGACGACGCUCGAGGGCGAACACAACAAGCUGAAGACGGACACUACCGCCGAGAUUUCUGCUGCCAGCGACAAGUACAAUGCUCUGCAGCAAGCUUUGGACAAGCUCAAGUCGGACACCGACUCUGAGGUCGCCGCUGCCAAGAAGGAUCUUGCGGACGCCCAGGCCAAGUUCACUGCUCUCCAGGAGGCUCACGACAGCUUGAAGAACGCCUCCGACGGCGAUGUUGCUGCGGCUCAGAAGGAGCUCAUCGACACCCAAGAGAAGCUUACUUCCCUUCAGCAGGCUCUCGACAAGGUGAACGCCGACUCUGCCUCUCAAUUGAAGGCUGCCGAGCAGGAGCUUGCCGACGUCCAGGCCACGCUUGCCGAGCUUCAGGGCUCCCACAACAAGCUCAAGACUGAUUCCGAUGCGGACCUCUCCGCCGCGAAGAAGGACCUUGUUGAGGCCCAGGAGAAGCUGGCUGCCCUCCAGCAGACUGUUGACCAGCUCAAGGCCGACUCUGAGGCUGAUGUGUCCUCGACCAAGAAGGAACUUGCCGACACGCAGGAGAAGCUUGCUGCGCUCCAGCAGACCCACGACAAGAUCAAGUCCGAGUCCGAAGCCGAACUUGCCGCCGCCAAGAAGAGCCUCGCCGAAUCCGAGGAGAAGCAGAAGGAAUUGCAGCAGGCCCACGAAUCCGAGCUCGAGUCCGUCAAGAAGAGCCUUUCAGAGGCCGAGGAGAAGCAGAAGACGCAGCAACAGGCUCACGAGUCUGAGCUCGAGACUGUGAAGAAGAGCCUGGCAGAGGCUGAAGAGAAAUAUACCCAGCUCCAGCAAGCCCAGGAGAGCUCCAACACCGAGGUUGAGGCUGCCAAGAAGAACCUCGCCGAGGCCGAGGAGAAGUACGCUAAGCUCCAGCAGGAGCAGGAGAAGUCCGCCGCCGAGAUCGAGGCCGCUAAGAAGGCCGCGUCCGAGUGGGAGGAGAAGCACAACAAGCUUCAGCAAGACCAGGAGAAGUCUGCUGCCGAAGUCGAGGCUGCCAAGAAGACUGCCUCGGAGUGGGAGGAGAAGUACAACACCCUGCAGCAGGCCCAGGAGAAGUCUACUGCCGAGCUCGAGUCCGUCAAGAAGACCCUUGCCGAGUCCGAAGAGAAGUCUGCCAGCUUGAAGCAAGCCCAGGAGAGCUCAACUGCCGACCUCGAGGCCGCCAAGAAGACUGCCUCGGAGUGGGAGGAGAAGUACAACACCCUGCAGCAGGCCCAGGAGAAGGCUCAGUCUGAGUCGAGCGCCGAGGUUGAGGCGGCUAAGAAGAGCGUCGCCGAGUGGGAGGAGAAGUACAACACCCUCCAGAAGACCCACGAGACGUCCGCCGCCGAACUGGAGGCUGCGAAGAAGAGCAGCGCCGAAUGGGAGGAGAAGUACAACGCUACUCUGCAGGAGCAGGAGAAGGCCAAGGCCGAGUCCGCUGCCGAGCUCGAGGCCGCCAAGAAGAGCGUCGCUGAGUUGGAGGAGAAGAACAAGGCUCUCCAGGAGGCAAACGACAAGGCCCAGUCCGAUUCCAGCGCUGAGCUUGCUGCCGCCAAGCAAAGCCUGUCUGACGUUGAGGAGCAGCACUCCGCUACCAAGAAGACUCUUUCUGAGCUUGAGGAGAAGCACACCACUCUGCAGCAGACCCACGACAAGGCUCAGUCCGAUGCCACUGAGGAGUCCUCUCGCUUGAGCAAGGAGUUGGCCGAGCUCCAGUCGAAGCACGCCGACCUUGAGAAGUCUGCCGAGGCCGCCAAGAACGACAUCUCGGCCGAAUUGGAGACUGCCAAGAAGGACGCAGCAAGCUGGCAAGAAAAGGCCAAGGAGGCUGAGACCAAGAUUCAAGACACCGAGAAGAAGGCCCAGGACGCUGAGUCGAAGGCUCAAGAGUCCGAGAAGAAGGUCGCAGACGCCGAGUCUAAGGCUCAGGAGCUUGAGAAGAAGGCUGCAGAGGCUGAGAAGAAGUCUCAAGAGUCUGAGACCGCUCGCGAUUCCCUGACCAAGGACCUUGAGGCCGCCAAGAAGGACGCUGCUGCCGCCGAGGAGCGUGCAAAGGCUUUCGAGGCUGAGCUCAAGAAGCUUCGCGAGGAGGCCGCCAAGACCGAGAAGGUCAACGGCGAGAAGACCAACGGCGAGACUGUUGAGGAGAAGAAGCCCAAGGAGGAGGCUGUUGCUGCAUAA